UGUGUUCUGUGGAUAUAUAUUGGACUCACCUAAAAAAAGCUUGAUGAAUUUAUGGUCUCAUACCAAUUAUUCAAACCCUUUAUCACCUAUCACUAGAGUUCUUAAGCUAGUGUAUUUUCAUCUGUGUAUAUAUAAACAUCCAGAACCCCACAUUUAUUCCUACUACUUCAAACUACCAAUAGAUCAUCUUCUUCAUUCUCAUAAUUCAUCUUUUUUCUUUCUUUGUUGCUAAUUUUCUUCUCCUUCACCAAAGCCAUGAACAAGUUUCAGAAAUCUCAAGUUCUAGUACUUCUUGUUCUAGUUCUUCUUCUUGUGAUCACACCCUUUUUACCUUCCUCUCUAAGGCCUACAUAUUUGUACUUCAUCUUGAACUUCAUCAUCAUUUCACUGGGUGCUGAAGCUGGUCUCCUUUCAGUUUUUUCCAGGUCUUCAGAACACAUGAGUGAAUCUGAAGCCUCUUCUGAGAAAAAAGAAGCUUCAUGCACCAAUGGUGUAAAUGGAAACUCAGAUCAUGUUGAAAACUCUGCACCACCCCAGAGCCAGAGGGUUGUUUGUGUCACCAAAAUGGACAAGAUGCAAAAGUGUCCUUCAAGGCCUAGCCUUUUCUUCAUAGGAAGUGGAGAAGGUGAUGCAGAAACCAUGGGUGAAGAAGUUGAGACAGAAGAGGAGAUUGGAGGAGUUAAUGGACAAGAGCUGUUUGCAAAAGCUGAAGCCUUCAUUGGGAACUUCUACAAACAGUUGAAGAUGCAGAGAGAAGAGUCUUGGAUUCAUCAGAAACCCUUUGAAUUAGGACACAUUACUAGCUAGCUUUUGUUAUAGAAUAAUAUGGUUUCUCUAGUGUUAAAUUAGAAGCAAUGGUUCAUUUUUCAGAUGAUGUAUAGAGAAACCAGAUCAUUCUGCUCUGAUAGUUUUAGUUCCAAUGGGUUUGUACAGAAUAUUAACUUUUGGAUUCAGAGGUCAGUUCUGUUUCCUAAUUAGUAAUUUAUCAUCAGAUAAUUAAAGUUCCAAUUCA
Molecule: messenger RNA, 1012 nt
Organism: Lotus japonicus
Lineage: Eukaryota; Viridiplantae; Streptophyta; Magnoliopsida; Fabales; Fabaceae
Exons: 1
Coding region: 256-807 (183 amino acids)
Source: RefSeq, a predicted model, not a curated record